Messenger RNA from Phaeoacremonium minimum UCRPA7, 3825 nucleotides. Its product is annotated as putative patched sphingolipid transporter protein. The coding region runs from base 1 to 3825 and encodes 1274 amino acids. Gene Ontology annotation, cellular component: membrane. Lineage: Eukaryota; Fungi; Ascomycota; Sordariomycetes; Togniniales; Togniniaceae. The transcript has 2 exons. Gene Ontology annotation, molecular function: lipid carrier activity. The record is from RefSeq and is a predicted model, not a curated record.
AUGACGAGACUCAUCGGCCUCGUCGCUUCCGCCGCCCUCCUCCUCGCCGGCCUCAGCGACGCUGAUGAGCUCUACACCCCGAAACAUGAGGCUGGGCGCUGUGCGAUCAGAGGCCACUGCGGCUCCAAGGGCUUCUUCGGCAAGCAGCUGCCCUGCGUCGACAAUGGUCCUGCCGAGGAGCCCGACGAGAGCUUGCGCCAGCAGCUCGUCGACCUUUGCGGUCCGAAAUGGAAUGAUGGACCCGUGUGUUGCAAUGCUGAACAGGUGAAAUCGCUGAAAUCUGAGUUGUCCACCGCCAACCAGAUCAUAUCGUCAUGCCCGGCAUGCAAGGAGAACUUCUACAACCUCUUCUGUUCAUUCACAUGCUCGCCCGACCAAUCGCUCUUUAUCAAUAUCACAAAAACAAUGGAGAAGAACAAGAAGACUCUGGUCACUGAACUCGACCAGCUGAUAUCUGAAGAGUAUGGGACCGGCUUCUAUGACAGCUGCAAGGACGUCAAAUUCGGCCCCUCAAACGCAAAAGCAAUGGACUUCAUUGGUGGAGGCGCGACGAACUACUCGGGUUUCCUCAAGUUCCUGGGUGAUGAAAAAGCUAUCGGAUCGCCGUUUCAAAUCAACUUCCCGAAGAAAUACUCUGAGCCAGGGAUGGCUCCAACCGGCAUGAAGCCGAAAGCCUGCAGUGACCCCGACUUCCGCUGCGCAUGCGUCGACUGCCCAGCUGUAUGCCCGGAGCUUCCUGCGGUCAAGGAACGUGGCUCGUGCCGCGUUGGUGUUCUGCCCUGUCUCUCAUUCGCAUCCAUCUUCGUGUACUCCGUGCUUGCCUUCUCCUUCAUCGGAGCAGUCGUGGGCCAUGUCGCAUGGAAGAAGCAUGCGCAGCGUCGCAGCGAACGCCUCCGCCUGCUGCAGGACUCGACUGCAAGCGAUGAUGAAGACGAGGGCGAUCUUGUGCACAAUCCUGCUAUGCUCGACCGGCCAACGAAAGCCUAUCGCAUCAACACGUGGUGUGACGCCGCUUUUUUCAAGCUCGGUCACUGGGCUGCUAGAUUUCCAGCCAUUACAGUCUUCACGAGCUUGCUCAUUGUUGUCGUUCUAAGUCUAGGAUGGAUUCGCUUUGACAUUGAGAAGGACCCGGCUCGUUUGUGGGUGAGCCCAACUUCUGCCGCGGCCCAGGAGAAGGCAUUCUUCGAUGAUAACUUCGGUCCCUUCUACCGUGCCGAGAAGCUUUUCCUCGUCAACGAUACCCAGCCUUCUGGUCCCGGCCCAGUGUUGAGCUACGAUACUAUCAUUUGGUGGAUGGAUGUGGAGAAGAGCAUCAAGCAGCUCAAGGGUCCCAAGUUCGGUGCAACACUUGGUGACGUAUGUUUGAAGCCAACAGGCUCUGCGUGUGUGGUGCAGUCUGUUGCCGCUUAUUUUGAAAACGAGCCAGCACUGGUUGGCAAGAACUCUUGGAAGGACGACCUGCGACACUGUGCCCAAUCACCUGUGGAUUGUCGCCCAGAAUAUGGCCAGCCUCUCGAUCCGGGCAUGAUCCUCGGCGGCUACCCCAAGUCUGGAGACGUCGCCGAAGCAACUGCAAUGACUGUUACUUGGGUCGUGAACAACUUCCCUGAAGGCACCUCUGAGGUGGCUCGAGCGAUGGAUUGGGAAGAGGCUCUCAAGAAUCGAUUGCUUGAUCUCCAGAAGGAGGCCGAGGACAGAGGCUUGAGGCUUUCCUUCUCAACCGAGAUCAGCCUGGAAGAAGAGUUGAACAAGUCGACAAACACUGAUGCGAAGAUCAUCGUGAUCAGCUAUAUCAUCAUGUUCCUCUACGCAUCCGUAGCGUUGGGUUCCACAACUCUCGGCCUACGCGAUCUUCUGCGCCAUCCAGCGAUUUCCGUCGUCCAGUCCAAGUUCUCGCUAGGUGUUGCUGGAAUUGUGAUUGUCCUCAUGUCGAUCACAUCGUCUAUUGGACUCUUUUCUUGGGCUGGCCUGAAGGCUACCCUUAUUAUUGUGGACGUUAUUCCAUUUAUCGUUCUAGCCGUUGGUGUCGACAACAUCUUCCUGAUUGUCCAUGAGUUCGAGCGAGUCAACAUCAGCCACCCCGAUGAUGAGGUUGAGCUGAGAGUGGCCAAGGCUCUAGGUCGUAUGGGACCAUCGAUCCUGUUCUCUGCUAUCACAGAGACUGUGUCCUUUGCACUGGGCACAUUUGUCGGCAUGCCAGCAGUCAGAAACUUCGCUGCUUAUGCUGCAGGUGCUGUGCUCAUCAACGCCCUUCUUCAAGUCACAAUGUUUGUUUCGGUCUUGACGUGGAAUCAACACCGAGUUGAGGACUCUCGUGUCGACUGCUUCCCUUGCAUUCAGCUUAGGGCUGCCCGAGUGCAUCUUAACGGGAGCAACGGCAACGGCUUGAGCUCACGCUACUAUGAAGCCCCGGAAGAAAGCACCCUUCAGCAGUUCAUCCGCAAACAGUACGCACCAUUUCUACUGGGCAAGAAGACCAAGGCUAUCAUUGUUAUGAUCUUCGCCGGUCUUUUCGCGGCUGGCGUUGCCCUAUUACCCGAGGUCGAACUUGGCCUUGACCAACGAGUCGCGAUUCCUGACGGCUCGUAUCUCAUCCCAUACUUCAAUGAUUUGUACGACUACUUCGACUCUGGUCCGCCGGUAUACUUUGUUACCAGAGGACGAAACUUCACUGAGCGAAAGCAUCAACAAGAAAUCUGCGCGCGUUUCACUUCAUGCCAGCAGAUGUCUCUGACCAAUAUCCUCGAACAAGAGCGGAAGCGGACUGAAGUGUCAUAUAUCUCUUCACCCACGGCAAGCUGGAUUGAUGACUUUUUUGCGUGGCUCAAUCCUGAAAACGAGGACUGCUGCAAGGAUCAUGGCUCCACAUGUUUCGAAGGCAGAGAUCCUGCUUGGAACAUCACCUUGUCAGGCAUGCCUGAAGGAGAGGAGUUUAUUUACUACCUGGAGAAGUUCCUGAAUGCUCCAACUGAUGACAUCUGCCCUCUUGGUGGUCAAGCGUCUUAUUCCUCGUCGGUGGUCUUCGAUUCGACAAAGGAUACCAUACCAGCAAGUCACUUCCGGACAAUGCACUCUCCACUUCGCAGCCAGAAUGAUUUCAUCGACGCCUAUGCAUCCGCUCGCCGAAUUGCCUCUGACAUCAGCAAGAGCACCGGGGCUGACGUCUUCCCCUAUAGCGUCUUCUACGUGUUCUUUGAUCAAUAUGCCUCUAUCGUCGGGCUUAGCGCCGCUUUGCUUGGUGCUGCAGUUGGCGUCAUCUUUGUCGUCUCUGCUGUCCUUCUAGGAUCAAUACUUACCGCUGCAGUCGUCUCCAUCACGGUGAUAAUGACAAUCAUUGACAUUAUCGGCGCAAUGGCUGUGGUAGGCGUCUCACUGAACGCGGUGUCGCUUGUCAAUCUGAUCAUCUGCGUCGGUAUCGCCGUGGAGUUCUGCGCCCACAUUGCUCGAGCGUUCAUGUUCCCGUCUCGGACCUUCAUGGAGCGUGCUAAGAACCGCUUCCGUGGCCGGGACGCCAGGGUGUGGACUGCACUGUCGAAUGUCGGCGGGUCGGUCUUCUCCGGCAUCACGCUCACCAAGCUGAUCGGUGUCUGUGUGCUUGCGUUCACGCGCAGCAAGAUCUUCGAGAUCUACUACUUCCGCGUCUGGGUGGCUCUCGUCGUCUUCGCUGCGAGCCACGCCCUCAUCUUUCUGCCUGUGCUGCUGAGCAUCGCCGGAGGUGAUGGGUAUGUCGAUCCUGAGAGCGAGGGUGGUCUCGAGGAGGACCUGGCGAGCAGGCGAUACAGGGCACUGGUCCCGGAGGAUAGUGACUCAGAGGAGGGUUACUAG